GUAAUGGCCGUGACUGCAAAAGAUUUGAAUGUAAAUAGGAAUGAUAACAUAGCUCAUGAAAGUACUUUAUUGAUGUCUACUGAAAGCCAGAGAAUGAGUUGCGAGUACCUACCAAACCGUCUUCGUACUCUGCCCAUAAAUCCUGAAGACGAAGAGCAAGUUCAUAAAAUAGAAUCCCGACAGUCUGUAUGUAUAUCGCUAUCAUCUACUGAAGAUAGCCACAGUGCAAUAACUGUAACUGAUAGUAGUGUUUCGGGCUUCUUGGAGUUUGAUUGUAUGACAUCCGAAAUACCAGAAAGUGGUCAUACAGGAGACGCUUUAAUCCCGAACACCUUCAGUAACGAAAAGGCAGACCGGAUGGAAGCUUUUUUACGUGACGUAUCACAGCAGCGUAGAGAAUUGGAAGAAAAUAAAGAAGUAUAUGACGAUAAUUGCACUUUGCACAGAGAUAUUGAUUUACAUGCUUCUAAAGAAAGUGUUAAAGUAGAAGAUGGCAAUAAACAAUUGGGCGGACUGGCAUAUGCUGAUACUGAAUCCAUGACUACUUGUAGCACAGAUUAUCGGAGAUCAGAGGAAUAUGUCAACAUAUUAAGUAAAAAGCGGGAACAAGAUGCCGAGAGAGAAACUUUGUCAGAGGAAAAUCCUUUUCGUGUAUCGGCCAGCCCAAGUACUCAAAAUAUUAGAGAAAAUAAUGAAGACCCUCGUCGUUUAGCAAAUGAUGAGACGCAGGUUAACACAUCCACUUCGCGGUACAUCAAAGAUCAUUGGUUAGCUGAAACACAAAAACAGGAGGCCGACUAUUCCACGGUUAUUAGCGAGCAAAGCUUUAUCUCAGACUCUGUUAAGCUGGAUGUUCCCGAAGAUUCAGUUGUAAUUUCUGAGACAUCUAGUGAAAAUGUAAGUAACCCUUCAUUUCAUGAGAGCAGAUGUAGUAGUAGAGAAGGGAAUGCUGAAGAUAGUCAAACUACAAAUUCAGCGAAUGUCCAAAUAUCGCCACAAGUAGAGAUUAGUAGCAUUAAUAUAUCCGCAAAGAUCAACAUUAAAAUUUCCAUAUCGCAGUUAGAUAGCUCAGAAGAGUUAUGUGAAAAUGUCAAUGCAGAAUCAGUUGAAGUAAAUAGUGACGGUAGUUUGGUUGAUAAAGCUCAGGAAGAUGAAAAAAAUAAAAGCACAACAACAAUUGUUAACAACGAACUAUUGGAAGCGACGUGCGACCAACAGAGGCAAGAUAGAAGCAGAUUACAUCCGGCCAAUGCGACAGAGGAAAAUAACAGCGAAAAUAUAAACUCCGAAGAAGAGGAAGAAGCGAUGUUCCUCACUCACGCAGAAAGGCUUCUCAACCAGAUAUAUGGGAUGUCGUGGAAAACGCCGGAAGUGAUACGCACCCUUAAACGUACCAGCCGUACCCCUAAAAAAACAGAUGGCACCCCAUCGCCCACAACUUCUAAGGCAUCGACUUCAUUUACAGGAACAAAAUUCGAUAGUAAUGGGAAACAAAACAUUGAGCCUUCUAGCUGUGAAAAGUUAAUGGAUAAAAGUGUCGAGCCAAGUAUAUUGGAUGAUUUCUCUAUUUUUCGUCGCGACAUUGUACGUACGAAUUUGGAUUCUACACGCUUCGUUACACCGAAGCAAGACAAGAACCAAACCAGAACACCAGCUGUAUAUGACAACUUCAGUAGCGAACCGCGCUUUAUAACUCAGCGGAAUAAACAGCACGAUUUUAAAGUUCCAAAAACCGAGGUCAAGAAGAAAUGUUCGCCUAAACGAAAACAAAAUAACGUGGCCUCAGCUGAGCGUUGGCGACAAAUAGUGGAUGAGAGCAGUGAGACGUCAGGUGACAAUGCUUCCGACGAUGACACAUUAGACAAAACAGAAACCCCUGAUUACAGGGGUGGUAAUAAAGAAAAUGAAAUCGAUAAAGAUUCAGAGUGGAGUAUCACAUCUGAUGAUAGCGAUGGAAAUGACUAUGAAAUCCCACUACCAAAGAAAAGCAAUAAAACGCAAGGUAAAAAACAACAACAACACAAUUCCAAUCGCAGAGAAGAGGCUAGUUCCACAGGACGUCGACUAGGAAAACCGAAAUCUAAGGACGCCUUGGUAUACUUAGAUUUAUCUAAAGAUGAAGUGACUAUACAAGAGGGUGAACCGACAUCUCCUCCAGCAAAUAAUGAUGCCAAGUUUAACACUCAUUUGGAGGACAUUUUGCGUACCUGUAAGGCUACCGACAAGUCAAAAUUGCCAGCCACUCCAGGUACUGGUGGUAAAUCGAAACGAAAAUUAUUUACUGCUUAUUUUGGCGAAGAGGAUGUUGACUUAACGGUUGGUGAAGAUGGUGUGCAACCUCGUACACCUGUUAGGUCAGCAACAAAAAUUGACGAAGAAGUGAUUUUGCAAGAAAUUGAACAAGUGAAGCUAAAUAAUGGUUCAUCGGGUAGUUUUGCUAUAUUUAAUAAACAUUUAGAAGCCAUAAAACGAGGAGAUCCCGUUUUCAAAUUAACACCACCACGGGCUCCAGCUACACCUAAAUCAACAGAAACCUCAAAAGAGACAAGGACAUUAAGAGAUAAUAGAAAAAACUUGUUAGAUCAAAUUGGCCCUACACCUAAGUAUAAAUACGGAUUUCUCAAAUCCCUUGAUGUGUGUGUUGCCAAAUCACUUUGUCAUCCAGAUGCGUUAUGUUAUCGUGAAAAUUAUCGAACUAAGAAGGAAGAAUUGGCCAAGCUGCUAUACGAGCUUUAUAAUACAAAAUUAUUUCAAAACAAGUUGAAAGUCCCGAUAGAAUGGAACAAAAAACUUUGUAAUACAGCUGGACGUUGCCUAAAUAAGAAAAAAAUGGGCGUGCGAACGAGUUUAGUCGAACUGAGUGAAAAGGUACUUACAAGUGCAGAUCGUUUGCGGUGUACUUUAAUUCACGAAUUAUGUCACGCUGCAACUUGGAUAUUCAAUGGUGAGGGUGGUCAUGGAAGCACUUGGAAACAAUGGGCAUUGAAAGCCAAUCAUAUUUUUCCGGAAAUACCCAAAAUUGGCGUGUGCCAUCAGUACGACAUUGAGUAUAAAUAUACUUAUAAGUGCACUCUAUGCGGGGCGAAGUCACAUGCUCAUUCCAAAUCGAAGAAAGUGGAAAAUAUUAGAUGCUCCUAUUGCCAUGGUGCUAUUGAGAUAUUCUUAAAUAAAAAAGAUAAGGAGGGAAAUAUUUUGCCUACACCAGUUCGCGAACCAACAGGUUUUGCUAAGUUUGUUAAGGAAAACUAUAAGCAAUACAAACGUCCCGAUCUCAAACAUGCCGAAGUUAUGAAGAUUUUAAGUACUGAAUUUGCAGCAUUAAAAGUGCCUAGCAGCGGAAAAUAAAUUGUAGCGGCCCCCUUUUGUUAUAAUUACAUAUCUUUAUUUUACUAGAUUAACCUUUUAAGAAUAAUUUUAUGCAAGAUUUGGGCGUUGUUUUAUAUGCCUUAUAUAUUUUAUUUUAUUUUUAUUUUAACUUUUAUAUCUGACACUUUAACAUAUUUCUUAACACUCCACAUUUUAAAAUU
This is a messenger RNA of Rhagoletis zephyria (snowberry fruit fly), 3527 nucleotides long. RefSeq lists its product as uncharacterized. NCBI's taxonomy places the organism in Eukaryota, Metazoa, Arthropoda, Insecta, Diptera, Tephritidae. Gene Ontology annotation, cellular component: nucleus. The record is from RefSeq and is a predicted model, not a curated record.